ACAGGAAAGGUUUUAACACAAAGUCUCAUUAUUGACACCAAAGAUGGCGAAGUGGACGUUCUUCAAGAGCUGAAGAAAAAUACUUCUUCGGGAGGUGGUGGUAGGCAUGAACUUGAAAUAAAUGAGAUAGAAGAGAAAUUAGCCGAAAAAGCAGAUAAAAACCACGUUCAUUAUAUAACUUCAGACGAACAGAUUAUAACGGCAUACCAUGGAUAUUUAACACGAAGUGAUGAAGCGAAGACGGAAGACCCCAAUGAAAGAAGAUAUAAAUACAUUCGUGCUAAAGGUUAUGACAUAAGCUGUACUGUACAGUAUGACACGGGUAAAGCACCAGAAGCAUUUAGUUAUAACGAUGAAAUUUAUGCCUCUACUUUCUCUGUUAAAGGUGUAUUAGUUGAACCAAGAUUUACUUUGAGAGUUAAGUCAAAAAUAACGUUUGAAGAUGCUAUUAAAAGUAAAGCUGACAAAGUUGAACUUGAAGCAAUGAACAAAGUUUUGAAAUCUCAUAAACACAACAUCUCCGAUAUAAAUGAACUUCAAGCUACAUUAGACAGUAAAGCUGACAAGAACCAUACACAUAAAUCCUUCACUACUGUUAGAGCAGACGACAUAAUAUUGAACUAUACCCUUGGUUCAAGUGCACCUUUAGAGAAUCCAAGUACAAGCGUAAAAGAUACACUAAACUCCUUAAAUAGUAAAUGUAUGAACAUUGAAGGUCAUGCCAGAAACUUUGAAACCCAUGAACUACCAGCAAUGUUAGACAGUAAAGCUGACAAGAACCAUACACAUGAUUUCUUCACAACUGUUGGUAUAGAAAGUAUUGAAGGAACGGUUGAAGAAACUGGUGGGGAUGCAUUAUAUUGUAAACCUCCUAACUUUCCACAAGGUUUAACAUCGGAUGACGACAUAACGACGAUGAAAUACAUUAGAUGUAGAAAUGUUUAUGUCAUGAAGGAUGAAUAUAAUAUUAAAUUCACUGCUCAAGAUUUAUAUGACAAGAAGGCUGACAAAACAGAGCUUCAAACAUUAAAGACUGAAAUACUUCAAACAUUAUAUCCUAUAGGUUCUAUUUAUACGUCAAUGAACUCAACAAAUUCAGAAACAGUUUUAGGUUUUGGUACGUGGGAGCAGAUUGUAGAUAAAUUCUUAUACUGUGCGAACUCUUCAAAGCAAACAGGUGGUUCGAAGAAAAUUAAAGAAGCAAACCUUCCACCGCACACUCAUACAGGAACUACAAACACAACAGGUAGUCAUUCACAUUCAAUAACAAAAAGAGGUUAUACAAAUCUUGCAGCAGGUUCGGAUAGACAGGGAAUGCAUAGAUAUGAUAUUUCAAGUGACCCAGUAGAUUCAAGCACAGGUAUUUUCUGUGGAACCACAGGAAAUCAUUCACACACUUUCACAACAAAUCCAACAGGCUCGGGUGAAGAUUAUAUGCCACCAUUUGUGACUAUAUUCGCAUGGUACCGCGUUCAAUGA
Molecule: messenger RNA, 1479 nt
Organism: Trichomonas vaginalis G3
Lineage: Eukaryota; Parabasalia; Trichomonadida; Trichomonadidae
Product: keratin-associated protein family
Exons: 1
Source: RefSeq, a predicted model, not a curated record